ACGUGAGAGUCAAGAGCACCAAAAAACCUGAAUGCAUUUAUAUCAUCACACAUUCACUGGUGCGGCCUUCUUAACUUCCGCCAAAUAUACAUUCAUACGUCACCACCUGUUUUCUCUCUCUCCCUCUCUCAAAUAGUAUCUAUCUAUUAAUGGCCACCUCCACCUCCACCUCUCCUCCACCGCUCCUCACCACCGCCGGAACCACCGACCCGGCUAUUUCUCAACUUUACAACAAUGGCGGUGUUGCGUCAAAUGAUUACGUAUCACAGCAACAACAGCCACACUCCGCUUAUGUAUCCACCUCAUCUACAUCUUCGUCAAUUAUCAUUGUCAUAAUUGUUAUUGCUUCCGCCAUCAUCAUCUCCGCCUCUAUUUAUCUUCUCCUUCGCUUUAUCUCACGCCGCUGCAGCAGUUCGGUGAGCUCGUUUUCCACUUCAGAGAACGUCGUUUCUGAUAAUAGGAAUGAAAAUGAAGCUCAUCAUCACGUGAUCUGUUUUGAUAACGAAGGAGUCGAGUCGCUUCCGCUAUUUACCUUUUCUUCGCUUACUGGAAAUAUCGCCGGCGGAGAUUGUGCUGUUUGUUUGUCGAAAUUUGAGGCGGUUGAUCAGCUUCGUCUUCUUCCGUUGUGUUGUCACGCUUUUCACGUGGAAUGCAUUGAUGCUUGGCUCAAAUCGAACCAAACAUGUCCGCUUUGCCGGUCUACAGUUAAUCCAACCGAAGCUGAUGUACUGAGCAAGGUACUCUCCGUUUCCGGCAGAACCGGUACUCCCGGCGGCGGAGGGAAUAGAAACAAUAGUUUUCGAAUUGAGAUCGGGAGUAUUAGCCGUCGACAAACGCCGUCUGAUUCCGGUCGGAGGUCAUACUCAAUCGGCUCAUACGAAUACAUUCUCGACGACGGAUAUGAGGUUCCGGUAGAAUCAACACACCGAAGAGAGAUUUCCGAUUGUACCUCCGUCGAUAAGGACUCCACCACACCGGAGCCGCCAGGAGAUAACUUAAUGUCAGAAAUUGCCGCUAGCGGCGGAAGUGGACGGCUCAAUUGGUUGCGUGAUUACGUCGAUCGAGUCUCCGUUUCCAUCUCUUCUCGAUCUCACUCGUUUCGUGGCUCCGGCAGGUUUUUCACCGGAAGCAGUAGGCGGAGCGAAAUGGUCGACGACUUCGAUGCUACGCAUAACAGGGUCGGAGAAGAAAUCAGCGAGCUUUUCCGGUGGCUUUCGGGGGUAUAAUUGUAAAUUACCUAAACGGGUAGAGUCAAUAUUAAUACUCUUUAAAAUUUUCUUCUUUUUUUCUCUUUUUACCGAAACUCCGUCUUUUUCUAUUACCACUCCACUAAUCAUUCUUGGCAGAGUGGAUAGCAAAAGGCGAGAUUUGAAUAUAAUUUUUGGGAAUAUUUAUAUGAAUUUAAUAACAGUAUUGUUUAAUUUUAUA
Molecule: messenger RNA, 1428 nt
Organism: Lactuca sativa (garden lettuce)
Lineage: Eukaryota; Viridiplantae; Streptophyta; Magnoliopsida; Asterales; Asteraceae
Gene: ATL4
Product: TOXICOS EN LEVADURA 4
Biological process (GO): protein ubiquitination
Source: RefSeq, a predicted model, not a curated record